Molecule: messenger RNA, 4819 nt
Organism: Caenorhabditis auriculariae
Lineage: Eukaryota; Metazoa; Nematoda; Chromadorea; Rhabditida; Rhabditidae
Source: the annotation of a GenBank genome assembly
AUGUGUUGGAUUCUCGGGUAUAAAAUUGAAAAAAUGGUGGGUUUUUCUUUUUAAAAGUAGUUCUGUGGUUUCUUGGUGAAAAAUUCUCUUCAGAAUGUUCUGCCCAAACCACCAGUGGCGGACCUGCAAACAACAUUGGACAGGUUUGUCCAUAUAAAUAUGCUUAUUUGACUUUUUCGGUUUUUAACUUCUCUGAAAAAUGAAUAGAAUUGAAGGAUUUUUUUGAUAGAUUUUUUUAAGGGUCGUGUUUAAAAAAAUUCCAACUUCAUGGUUUGCUCAAAAAAACAAGGGAUUCAUGCCACCAAAAAAAUAAAAAUGGGCAAAAUCUUUUUUUAAGAAUUUAAAUUUGAAAUAAAAAAAGAAAAAAACGGUUCUAAUAGAACAGAAAAAGUGCAUAAUUACCGAAAUUUUCAUUACUUUUUCAUCUCAGGAAAUUCAAUCGUAUUUGUUUUUCAUCGAGGACCGGUAGAGCCAAUAGAUUACUCGAAAACCUUUUUUUUAUUUCAAAUUAAGGAUACAGGUGGAAUAUUGAUAAAAUUUCCUAUCCCAGGUAUCUCGAAUAUGCCGCGGUAGUGGCGGUGGGUCAAAAAGGGAGUUUGGCGACGACGCACGCGGCUGCCGCGCGGUUUCUGGAAGAAGCAGGACCCCUUCAGUUGCAACUCUACGCGGUUGCUGAUGAGAGUCCCAACUGGGUAACUUAAAUUCUGUCCUCGAGCCGAGAAAAAGAUUCUCUUCGAUUUUCGAUUUUCUUUGAAAUAAAAAAAUGAAAACGUUUUUUCAUUGUGGGAAUCGGAACGGCUAGUUCUUUUUCUCGAGCUCUUUUGACGUAGGUUUAUUUUUUUUUAAUAUCCAAAGUCCAGGUGACCAAGUAUUGGCUUCCGGAAAUGUACAUGAGGGUCCGAAUUCCAACGCCUGUCAACUCGAAUCCGGCUUACAUUUUCCCAAAAGUCCGCUUCAAAGACCUCCAAGAGCAAAUUAGGUUUGAAACUGCUGAAUUUUGAUGUACAAAAGGAAAAUUCUGAAGAUAGUGGUAGUUUUCGCUUCAGGAUAUAUUUAAACGUAUUAUGUAUGCGCCUAAAUUCAACCAAAGUUAAAAAAAAACCCAAGCUUUUAAAAUUGAAAGUUUCCGUUUUUUUAAAAGCAGAAACGUGUUCAAGUAUAAUAAAUAAUUAUUUUUAUCAUUAUCAAGUAUGUAGGUUCAUAUAAACCCUUAAAUUUUGCUCUUAACGUAAAAAACGUUUGCAAAUUUUCUUGACAGCCAUGAAUCAACUAUAGUUCUUUUUGAAAGGAUAGAUUCCAGAUACACGGCGCUGCUCACACGGGGCUUGUUGGAGUACAAAAAUAAGAUCGAUUUGUGAGUUGAAUUCUCGAUUAUAAACUUCAAGAUUUUCUCAAAACAGGAAGCAAAUAGAAAAAGAAGUGUCGACGGGAAAGCAGAAGAUCCAUCUCUGCAUGGAACAGUACGAGAGGAUUCUGAAUUGUUAUAGGUGGGACCCUUUUUGGAGUUUGUAUAGACAGGUUCAAUAUCUUCAAUUUUCACAAAUCUGGAAGAGAGCAUUUUUAAAAAUUUUGACCGAUCCUCAGACACUUUUCUAGUUGCUUUAUGAAUAACAAAGUUUCGAAGCUGAAAAAAUCCUGCUUCCUUCAGGCAACCCGGCUUCGAAGAAGAUACGCAGUUCAGAAAGCCUAAAACUCAUCAAGGAAAUGAGCAUGUACUGGUCAUGUGCCGGAAACAGGUCAGUCCUACAGUCCUUUUUUUUUGUUUCUUACCUGGAAGUUUAUUUCACACCUCACUUUGCAAUUUUCGGAAUAUUUACUAGAUCUGACGUACUUAAUGGAGAUUCUGAAGCACAUUAUCCUAAAUUUCAAGAAAAAUCAAAAACUUUGACUCCAAGUCGGAGACAACCUUUAAAGUACAUUCGGAAUGAAACGAGUUUUCAUAAAAUUCGAUGUAAAAUCAUCUCCCCGUCGGUAUCGGAACUGUUUCAGACGUAUAUCAUGCACACACGGAUCAACGGCGCCAUGUUGCCCCAGGCGGAUAUCGAGAGUCAACUCACUAAAAUCGAAUCGAUCUCUAGAAACACUGUCGUGGUAACGAUUCGCUUUUAUAGACACCAUCCAAGAGCUUUCAAAACGAUAAGGUGCAAAAUGAUUUUGUUCAAGGAACUUUCACACAAAAAUAAGGCUUGUGCGACGUCUGGCCCGUAAGUUUAUGCCGCAAAAAAUAAGACCCAAAGCCCGUGUCGGGCAGGUCCGGGCCAAACCUCCCAGUCCUACUGUUUUGAAUGUCAAGGAGCAAACUCCAUCCACUCGGCUACAGUAUCUUUUCGUGUCGAUUGAACAUCCCGUUAUCCUUUAAUAUCGAUACAAGAAGUAAAAACAUCAUAUUUGGUGACAUUUUUGAAUCUCCCAACUCAAAAAAAGACUGAAAAGUAGUUUUUCCUUCCAAAAUACAUUGAAUUUAGAACUCGUUAGGAAUCGCUGCCUGUGGCGUUGGAGAGCGGAAAGAUGGGGCCGCCUUUUGGGAAGAGAUGUUUUUGGGUGAGUUCCUGGACCUUUUCUUGAAUGAAAUGACUUCAUGUUCAGUGGAACAAAAUGCGAAAUCGUUCGAAUGGGUCAAAGAUUCGCUUUUCGUCGUGUGUCUCGAUGUCGAGGACGACGGCGACUCUGAGAACAGUCUGGACAGCAAGGAAAAUAUCGAGAGGGACUUUGUCCAGCGAGGCAUCCACAUUCUGACUGGCCAUGGAAGCGGAAAGAACGGACUGAAUCGCUGGUACGACGCCACUAUCCAGGUAAUCUUUCCGUUCUACACAUCUCUUGAUAAUGUGGACAGGACAAAUUAUAAGGAAGCCAGACUGUUAUUUUGUGAAUUUUCACAUCGACAUUUGACAUAAUUUUCGAAAGAACAUGAAACGAUUUCAACUGAUUGCAAGUUCGAAUACAAUCUCCAAGACUCAAUUAUUUACCUGGAUUUCAGAUCCAAGAGAAUCCGUCAGAGUUCACACUGUCAAUAAUUUUGUCACGUUCACCCCCUUAUAAUUAAAUUUUUUUUCAAGCUUAUCGUGGCACGCGACGGCUCGAAUGGCCUCUGCAUCGAGCACUCGACGGCGGAAGGAAUCGUCAUCAUAAACAUGGCCGAAUUCGCCAUCCGCCACGCUCAGAGUAACUUCCAUUCCAAACUGGUACUCUCCGAUCAUUUUUUUUUAAUCAUCCCGAUUUGAAAGUUCCAGAUAUCCAGAGAGAUCCGAAACGUCCACCCAAAGACUUUGACAUGGCACGUGAGUCAGCCCGCCCGGAAGAUUCUACAGAAGCAGACGGAGACUUUCGACGAGUUUGAACCCUCAUUUUCUGACUUUUAGGAUAUUGAAUCUUGCAGACUUGCCAGGGAGCUCGAGCUGGAAGUCUUGCUGUUCGAGGACUUUGGCAAAGACGCCAUCAAGGACUGGGGAGUGAGUCCGGACGGCUUUGCACAGCUGACUCUCCAAUUGUCGCACUAUAAGUGGGGAUGAAGCUGGACUAGGUCUACAAAACUUCUGCAGAACCCACGGCUACCUGGUGUCGACGUACGAGUCGGCGUCGGUCCGGCGCUUCAGAUCAGGUCGCGUCGACAACAUCCGAGCCAACACCCAGGCUGCCUUGGAAUGGGUCACCGCCAUGGAGUCGAAGAGUGUUGAUGACGUUGGGCUAUGAGAUGAUAUCCAUAAGAUUUGAUCAUUCAGAAGAAGAAGUUCGAGCUUUUUCGUAAAGCCGCCGAAAAGCAAGCGAAGGUCACAGCGGAGGUAAGAAAUUUUAAUAUUCUUCUAUAGUCACAUUUUGAGCCUCUGGUUGGUCUUGGAAAUCUAUAACUUUGUAAAAUUUUUUUACAUUAUUACUCUCUGAGUUCUGAAAGUAGGUAGCCACUUUAUCACAAUUUUUUCAGUUUCAUCAUUUUUACGAUAAAUAAAGAGGCGAAAAAUGCUUAUUUUCAUAACAGUUUCAAAUUUUCACAGAACAUCACCGGCUAUGGGAUCGACAACCAUCUAUGCGCUCUCUACGUGUUGGCCCGCGAAAGGCAAAAAGCGACUGGAGAAGAAAUGCCGGCCCUUUUCCGCGAUCCCCUGUGGGCCGACGUGAUGAGAUUUCCUUUGUCAACUAGUCAGGUUUGAUCUAACUUUUGGUUUUGAAUGCGAUCGUCAUCCAGGAGACCUGCUGAAGACCUCAGAAAAACGUAGAAAUACACAAAUUAAGAGGUAGAAGAAAAAAAACAAUUUCUCCAAAAACCAUCCAGGUGCAAGAAAUUGUCUACCUGGCUACCUUUUCUCAACUUUUGAAGCAAGAAUAAUUUUUCUCUGUAGUCACUUCUUUUUAAAACUUGUUCGGCCUAUUAAUUUGCAUCACAUUUGAAUAUCCCUAAAAAGUGCCUUAACCGAAACAAACUUAUGGAAAAGAAGGUCUUUACAGGAAUUUUUUAGAAACGCUCUUUAAUAUUUCUUUCUUGUCCUUGUGUAAAUCUCAAGAAUCUUAAGAACUCGCUAAAACUUCAAAAGUUAUCAUAUCAACUGUCAUAGGACGCAACCUUUGGUUACCCUUUUUGGUCCAUGAACAGUUUCACCAAGAAAUUUCACAGGUAACCCCAGCGAUCGACAUCCCCGACAGCUACCUGUGCUACGGAGCCGUCGUUAGAGACGGCUACGGUUGCGCCUACGCAAUCCAUCCGCAACGUCUUCUGUUCGCCCCGUCGGCUUUCCGGUCCGACCCGAGGACCGACCUGCCAAAGUUUAAACGAAUGAUCUCCGCUUCACUCAGGCAAAUUCGCGACCUUAUAAAGGCGAACACUUGA